Castor canadensis (American beaver) is the source of this 1314-nucleotide messenger RNA. RefSeq names its product potassium inwardly rectifying channel subfamily J member 10 (gene Kcnj10). The record is from RefSeq and is a predicted model, not a curated record. Gene Ontology annotation, molecular function: inward rectifier potassium channel activity. NCBI's taxonomy places the organism in Eukaryota, Metazoa, Chordata, Mammalia, Rodentia, Castoridae. Gene Ontology annotation, biological process: regulation of monoatomic ion transmembrane transport; potassium ion import across plasma membrane. Gene Ontology annotation, cellular component: plasma membrane.
CCGGCCCGACCCCGGCCCCGGCCCCCGGACAAGCCCUUAUCUGAUCCCAGCUCCGGGUUUAAGAGUCCUGGCCCUGCCCGUCGCACAGCUUCGCUCCUCACUUCUGCCCGCCCCGUCUGUCUGUCGCGCUGCCCCGCGGCCCAUCCAAGGGGCCACUCCAUUUCGGACCCAAGAUGACAUCAGUUGCCAAGGUGUAUUAUAGUCAGACCACUCAGACAGAAAGCCGACCCCUUAUGGGCCCAGGAAUACGAAGGCGGAGAGUCCUGACAAAAGAUGGUCGCAGCAAUGUGAGAAUGGAGCAUAUUGCUGAUAAGCGUUUCCUCUACCUCAAGGACCUAUGGACAACCUUCAUUGACAUGCAGUGGCGCUACAAGCUUCUCCUCUUCUCUGCAACCUUUGCAGGCACCUGGUUCCUCUUUGGUGUGGUGUGGUAUCUCGUAGCUGUGGCUCAUGGGGACCUACUGGAGCUGGGCCCCCCUGCCAAUCACACCCCUUGUGUGGUACAGGUGCACACACUCACUGGAGCCUUCCUCUUCUCCCUUGAAUCUCAGACCACCAUUGGCUAUGGUUUCCGCUACAUCAGUGAAGAGUGCCCCCUGGCCAUCGUGCUUCUCAUUGCCCAGCUGGUGCUUACCACCAUCCUUGAAAUCUUCAUCACAGGUACCUUCCUGGCGAAGAUUGCCCGACCCAAAAAGCGGGCUGAGACCAUCCGUUUCAGUCAGCAUGCAGUUGUAGCCUCUCACAAUGGGAAGCCCUGCCUUAUGAUCCGAGUUGCCAAUAUGCGUAAGAGCCUCCUCAUUGGCUGCCAGGUGACAGGCAAACUGCUUCAGACUCACCAGACCAAGGAGGGUGAGAACAUUCGGCUCAACCAGGUCAAUGUGACUUUCCAAGUAGACACAGCCUCUGACAGCCCCUUCCUCAUUCUACCCCUUACCUUCUACCAUGUAGUAGAUGAGACCAGUCCUUUGAAAGAUCUCCCACUUCGCAGUGGUGAGGGUGACUUUGAGCUGGUGCUGAUCCUAAGUGGGACAGUGGAAUCCACCAGUGCCACCUGCCAGGUGCGCACUUCCUACCUGCCGGAGGAGAUACUUUGGGGCUAUGAAUUCACACCUGCCAUCUCAUUGUCAGCCAGUGGCAAAUACAUAGCUGACUUCAGCCUUUUUGACCAAGUUGUGAAAGUGGCCCCCCCUAGUGGUCUCCGUGACAGUGAUGUACGGUAUGGAGACCUGGAAAAGCUCAAGUUGGAGGAGUCAUUAAGGGAGCAAGCUGAAAAGGAAGGCAGUGUCCUUAGUGUGCGCAUCAGCAAUGUCUGAU